Molecule: messenger RNA, 244 nt
Organism: Durusdinium trenchii
Lineage: Eukaryota; Dinophyceae; Suessiales; Symbiodiniaceae
Source: the annotation of a GenBank genome assembly
GUUUUCGGACUAUGCACGGAAGAGAGCUGCCUUGAAGAAGGCUCGUGAAGCGGCCCAAUCGAGGAGCUCACGAAGACUAGCUAGGACCUUUGAAUACGAUGAGUUCGAUGAAGAGGAAGCGGAAGAGGAGGUGGUCACGGACGACGAGGAGCUGGUGGAUGUGGACUCGGAGGAGGAGGAUCGACCGAUGUUUGGAGAUUUGGAGAUGCGCCCGGACGCAGGCAGAUCGAUGCCUUUGACCUAA